GACUCCGGUAUCGUGCGGCUGACUCAGCGCCUCUCUCUGAAGGACAGGCACUGGAAACAGGAGAAGAGUCUACAGUGCACACCACCAGCCUACAGGAGGCGCUCUCUCAGCCUUGACUGGGCAGAGUGUAAGAUGACUCAGCAGGUUCCAGAGUCACGGGGGUUGAUGGUGAGGAAGUGUUCCAGUGUGUCGUGCUCAUCACCCCCCAGCGCGGCCCGCAGGCUCUACAGGAACCUGUCGGGAAAAUUCCGCACUAACCCUGGAUCAGAUGACACCAUGGCCACUGGACGCUCUGACAGGGAGGACAUACGCAAGGCCACCGCGCUGCAGGGUAAUGGUGUGUUGUUUGAGGCGGUGGAGCAGCAGGAUCUGGAGCUGGUGCAGACUCUUCUGAAGGAGUUCAGCGCUGAGGAACUGGACCUAAACACUCCAAACAGCGAGGGGCUACUGCCCCUGGACAUUGCCAUACUGACCAAUAAUGUCCCAAUGGCUAAAACACUACUGCAGUCAGGAGCUAAAGAGAGUCCACACUUUGUAAGUCCAGAGAGCCGUGCGGUGCACCUGGCUGCUCUGGUGCAGGAGGCGGAGCUUCGGGUGUCUGAACUUGUUGCCCAGGUAACAGGGGCAGGGCCAGCAGAGAGGGAGGAGUCAGACAGGGAGAGACAGCUGAAGGCCUGGGAGUGGAGGCUCCGCCUUUAUAAACGCAUGCAGACUGGAUACACACACGCCAGCCCACCAGACCCGCCCAGCAGAGUGUGUGUUUGUGUGACCAGCUCCUCCAGCCUUAGAGUUCAAUUCCAGGAGCCGCUCUGCCUCAACUCUGCCGUCGUCACCAAAUAUCGUGUGGUGUGGAGUGGCUCUCCAUCCUUUUCUCCUCCUCUGGGUGAGCUGGUUGUUGAGGACACAACUCUACUGCAGUGUGACAUCACAGGACUAACAGCAGGUGUCCCCUACUGCGUCCAGGUGUGUGCUUACAACAUGAAGGGAUGGAGCGCACCUCAGGCUUCUGUACCGGUCUGCGCUUCUCCGUCCAGUUGGAGGGAUGUGGACCGUCGAGCUCCGAGGCUGCACAGUCUGCAGGAGGCACUGGACCAGAUCCUGGAGCAGAUUAAGGAGGCACACCAGCAGUGCACGUGUCACGAUCAGUGUAAAGCUCCUCCGAAUGUGCGGAAACACUCUGUCUCUAAAAGCCUGAGACAUCUCUUCCAGCCCACCAGCAAGUUCAUCAAAAAUCUAAAAAGGGGUGUGUAUGUGGCCUGUGUGUUCUACAGGGAUGAUAAUGUUCUGGUCACUGCGGAGGAGCAGCUGCCCAUCGUGGAAGUGGACGACUCUUACGGCUCUCUCACGCACGACUUCCUAUGGUUCACUAAGGUGUCGUACCUGUGGGAGGAGAUUUCCUGGCUGCAGCAGUGUGUGGGUCCUGCUCAGCUCUCCUGCUCCUGCACUCUGCAGACACGCCUCAAAAUGCUGCAGGCCCUCGCUCACCUACAGGCUACAUUGGGCACUCAGGACUUGGGGCAGGUGUAUUUUGAGCCAGUGAGGGAUAAGCAUGGUAACGCCCUGCUAGUGCUGCUGAAGGAGGUGGAAGGAUAUGCUCUGGAAGGCCUGCGCUGGACUCCGCUCAGCAAACUGCAGAUCCAGCGUAAAUCCAUCUCCUCUCCUGAUGAACCUACUGCCCUCGACACCCUCCUCAUCACCCUACAUGAGAAGCUGGCAUACCACAGACGCAGUAGGAAGCUGCUGGCCCCCGGGCUGUAUCUGGGCUAUGUGAAGCUGUGCAGCUCAGUGGAACAGAUCAGAGUGCUGGUGCCCCACAAAAUCCCCAACGUCUUCUGCCACGUCAAAAUACGCGACAACAGCCAUGUCUCCAGGGAGGAGUGGCAGUGGCUGCAGUCUGUGUGUUCACUGGAAGACACAGUAGAAGUGUGUGCUGAUGAGCAAAGUGCUCCACAUCCCCUCCUACUGGAGUUACGCAAUGCCGCUAAAGAACUGCUUGGACGCAUUAAUAUUCCUAACAAUCAGGCACAGGAUUUCCGUGUGUAUGUUCACGAGGUGAUUGAACUUGGGGAGAGUGUGUCCUUCCUGUUGCUCCUCCCCCCAUGUGAGGAGGUGUGUACACCGCCGGGACAAAACAACCCCUACUCCCCCCGAUCCGGAUUCUUCACCCUACCACUGCAGAUCUUUGAGCUGGUUCAUUUUGAGGCUUACUGCCCCAGUUUUAUCAGCCAGUACUGCCGUGCGUCCGCUGUUUUGGGGCUGGAAUCUCUGAUGUCCCAGCAGGCUUUGCGCGAAGCUUUCUCUGAGUCUGAGCUCCUCACAGCUAAACAGAAGCAUCACAAAAUCCAGGAGCUCUUACAGCAGAUGGAGGAGGUUUGGCGGGAGGCUCGGUGGAUGGUGGAGGUUCUUCAGUGUGCUCGCUAUAAACAGCAGCCUGCAGGUGUGAGUCUUGGCUCCAUCAUCGACUUCACCAAAGAGAGCGUCCCUGAGAAAACACCCUCUACCUCCUCUCAGCCUGACUACCUGCCCUCACCUGUCCCCUCUCCUGCCUCCACACCACACACUAGCCGAAAACACCCUGCUCUGUCUGAUGAUGAAAAUUUGUUGGAGGUCUUCCUCACUACAGACAGUGAUUACGGCUCCAGUAGAGCUCAGAGCCCACGGGAACUCGACCUGCUGCCCCCUGUGUCUCCCUCACACACACACUCCUACACACACUCUCCAUCAUACACACACACAUCCACUCGCGCUGACCCCAGCCAGCCCGACGUCUUGCAGACGGGGGGUGGGGUCCGGGGGGCGGGGCUGGAGAUCAUAGACAGUGACUUUGUCUUGCCAAGUCGUCAGAUAGAACUGUUGCGGAUCACGGAGAAGAGAACGGCGCUGUGCGUUCGAACCAGCAGCCUCGAGUACCCGCCACCCAUCUCCACGGCAACAGCACCCUCAAGUCCCUCCUCUCAUAAUCUUUGGGCAUGCCCUGCUUCAGUGGACCAUUGCUGCCCUGCUCCUGAGCCUCGUCCACGGCCGGUCCGCACCUUGUCAGAGGACAGUGGGAUGCAGAGAGUCUCCUCCCACUCACCAAGCUCCACCCACCGGUCCUGCUACACCACUCUCAGAGUUUAUCCACAGUACCGCACAGGCCUGCCCAAGGAGACCAGUGUCAAGCUGCGGGUGACGAUACACACCUCUGUGAGAGAGAUGGUUCAGCUGGUGGUUCAGGAGAUAAACGGAGUGUGUUCACGUCUGCAGAGCGCCACCAGUCAGUGUGUGUGCAGGACCGAGCCACGUCUGUAUUCUGCACAGGCGUGUGUGUGCGGGGCGGAGGUGUGUGUGUACGGGGUGGAGCAGCUGGAACACUUCGGGUUGGUGCUGGUGAUGGAGGGCCGAGAGAAGUGGCUUCAGGACGACUUCUGUCCACUGACCCUGCAAAACCCCUGGACACGAGGAAAACUGUGCGUCCGAUUCAAACAGUACUCGCCCCUCGCCCUCCAGUUCAGCAGAGCUACUACUGUCUGACACACACACACACACGUAUUCUGCUAAGCAAAAGUUUGGGGACACCUCGCUGCAGUACUAAACUCCUUGUGCAGUUUUAGUUUUUCAUAAAGCGGCUCUGAGAUGCUCAUAUUGAAGCUCUUGAAGUUUGUGCUGAUGAGGGGCAGGAAAUGGGUGUGGCCUUCUGCUUUUUUACUAAGGCAGGGUUUUUAUCAGCUGUUCCUUCAGUUUUGCAGUUGCUGCAAAGAAAGAUGACAAGAUCUAAACAGCUUUGUAUUACAUGGAUAAAUUUGCCUCAAAGCAGCAGAAUUCCAAAACUAAUAUUCCAGGCUGACCAUCUCAGAUUGCCUUAAUAAAAAAGAAAUCGUCUUUGUUUCCGGUAGGCAGCGAGCAGGAUUUAAACUAUCAUAUCUUAAUUUAUUAAGAUAUAGAGACUUCAAAACAUGGGUGUAAAAGUGUGCUUCAGGAGAAUCUGCACAUUUGGAUACAUACAUUUUUUUAUCAAAUGUGCACUGAAGCAAGAACAGUACCAUCAACAUUUAGCAGACGCUCUUAUCCAGAGCGACUUACAAGAAGUGCUUUGUCAAUCUAGAGAAAGUAUCUUUGCUAGUUACCAACAGGUUAGAGAGAAAGACGGUCCUGAGCUCAGAUA
Messenger RNA from Pygocentrus nattereri (red-bellied piranha), 4144 nucleotides. RefSeq names its product ankyrin repeat and fibronectin type-III domain-containing protein 1 (gene ankfn1b). Gene Ontology annotation, molecular function: protein binding. The transcript is spliced from 19 exons. Bases 133 to 3513 code for a protein of 1126 amino acids. The record is from RefSeq and is a predicted model, not a curated record. NCBI's taxonomy places the organism in Eukaryota, Metazoa, Chordata, Actinopteri, Characiformes, Serrasalmidae. Gene Ontology annotation, cellular component: spindle. Gene Ontology annotation, biological process: regulation of establishment of bipolar cell polarity; establishment of mitotic spindle orientation; signal transduction.